GUAAGUAAACAUUAAAAAUACGAUAAGUAUUAAUGAGUUGGAUUUAAGAUAAAAUUAGGAUCCUACAUGAGUUUAGAAUACGUGUCUUCAAAAGAUAGUCUCUCAAAAAGACUAGCCCAAUAAAAUUUGGACCUUAGGACCUUACAUUAGAAAGGCAAAGGAAAAGCCACGAAGCUUAUGCAUAGAUGAGAAAAAACAGUCCACAUAUAUACCAAGUUGCAAGAAUCGAUAACUAAUUUAUCCACAUCCUCAUUAUUUCUAGUGCUCUCCAAUUUACAUGCUCUCUACACUCUAACCUCACAUUUCUUUUCUUCUUCUCCUUCAUAUAGUACUUCAACCCAAAAUUCCAGAGUGAGGAGAACACUAGAGUAGAGAAAAAAUGGCUGCAGAAUCAAUCAGAAUUACAGGAACACUUGAACCCAUUUGCAAUAUUAAUAAUGGGUCUCAAAAGAAGCUAUUUUCUCUCUCCUCCUCCUACAAAAAUCGUCGCCAUCGUCUCAAUGUUUCUUCUUCUCUUUCUGAUUUUUUUGGUGGUGUUCGGAUUAGUAGGUGCAGUUCUGGAAACGUUUCUUCUUUACAGCAUCAGAGGAAGAAUAAGUUCUCUGUUUUUGCCAUGGCUGCUGAUGAGGGUAAGCGGCAAGUUCCAUUAAAAGAUUAUCGAAACAUCGGUAUUAUGGCUCAUAUUGAUGCUGGGAAGACCACCACUACUGAAAGGGUUCUGUAUUACACAGGCCGAAACUAUAAGAUUGGUGAAGUGCAUGAGGGAACCGCAACUAUGGACUGGAUGGAGCAAGAACAAGAAAGAGGAAUUACAAUCACUUCUGCAGCUACUACAACGUACUGGAACAAGCAUCGUAUCAAUAUUAUUGAUACUCCUGGCCAUGUUGAUUUCACAUUAGAGGUUGAACGGGCUCUUAGGGUGUUGGAUGGUGCUAUAUGCUUGUUUGAUAGUGUCGCUGGGGUGGAGCCACAGUCUGAAACAGUUUGGAGACAAGCUGAUAAAUAUGGAGUGCCCCGUAUAUGUUUUGUUAAUAAGAUGGAUCGUCUUGGUGCAAACUUCUUCAGGACAAGAGAUAUGAUAGUCACCAACUUGGGUGCGAAACCUCUUGUACUUCAGUUGCCUAUUGGUGCUGAAGACAGUUUCAAGGGAGUCAUUGAUCUUGUGACGAUGAAGGCUAUAGUUUGGUCAGGAGAGGAAUUGGGUGCAAAAUUCAGUUACGAGGAUAUUCCUGCCGAUCUUCAGGAAUUGGCAGCAGAUUAUCGGGCACAACUGUUAGAAACCAUUGUAGAAUUAGAUGAUGAGGUUAUGGAGAGCUACUUGGAAGGUGAUGAGCCCGAUGAGGCAACAAUUAAGAAACUUAUCAGGAACGGAACCAUCUCGGCCAGCUUUGUUCCUGUAAUGUGUGGGUCAGCCUUCAAAAACAAAGGUGUUCAGCCUUUGCUUGAUGCAGUAGUAGAUUAUCUACCUUCACCUCUUGACUUGCCCGCAAUGAAGGGCUCUGAUCCUGAAAAUCCCGAAUCGGUAAUUGAGAGGGAGGCAAGUGAUGAUGCCCCGUUUGCUGGCUUGGCUUUCAAGAUCAUGAGUGAUCCAUUUGUGGGUUCUCUUACGUUUGUCAGAGUCUAUUCCGGUAAAUUGGCAGCAGGGUCUUAUGUAUUGAAUUCAAACAAGGGAAAGAAAGAAAGAAUUGGUAGGCUUUUGGAAAUGCAUGCCAACAGCAGAGAAGACGUUAAGGUUGCAGUAACUGGGGAUAUUAUCGCUCUUGCUGGACUGAAAGACACCAUCACGGGUGAAACACUCUGUGACCCAGAAAAGCCUGUUGUGCUUGAGCGCAUGGACUUUCCUGAUCCUGUCAUUAAGGUGGCUAUUGAACCUAAGACUAAAGCUGAUAUCGACAAAAUGGCUACUGGUCUGAUAAAGCUUGCACAAGAAGAUCCAUCUUUUCACUUUUCUCGUGAUGAAGAAAUCAACCAGACAAUCAUUGAAGGCAUGGGAGAGUUACAUCUUGAGAUUAUUGUGGAUCGGCUCAAAAGAGAAUUUAAGGUUGAGGCCAAUGUUGGUGCACCACAAGUUAACUAUCGUGAAAGUAUUUCUAGGUCAUCAGAAGUCAAGUACGUCCACAAGAAACAGUCUGGGGGAUCAGGACAGUUUGCAGAUAUUACAGUACGGUUUGAACCGCUGGAGGCUGGUAGUGGAUACGAGUUUGUCAGCGAAAUUAAGGGAGGUGCUGUGCCUAAGGAAUACAUCCCUGGAGUAAUGAAGGGACUAGAAGAGUGCAUGAGCAAUGGUGUGCUUGCGGGAUUUCCUGUGGUCGAUGUGCGGGCUGUCUUAGUGGACGGUUCAUACCACGAUGUUGACUCAAGUGUCUUAGCUUUCCAGCUGGCUGCCAGAGGAGCUUUCCGAGAGGGUAUGAGAAAGGCUGCUCCAAGGAUGUUGGAACCAAUAAUGAAGGUUGAAGUAGUUACACCCGAAGAACACUUGGGAGAUGUUAUAGGUGACCUCAACUCUAGGAGAGGGCAAAUCAACAGCUUCGGUGAUAAGCCCGGUGGUCUAAAGGUGGUUGAUGCUCUUGUUCCCCUGGCCGAGAUGUUCCAAUACGUCAGUACACUACGAGGCAUGACUAAGGGCCGUGCAUCCUACACGAUGCAGCUAGCCAAAUUCGAUGUUGUCCCACAGCAUAUCCAGAACCAACUCGCUUCGAAGGAAGAAGCUGUUUCUGCUUAGAAUACUGGCCCAUCUUCAAGGUCCUAGCAACCAUAAGAUUUUGCUGAAAUUUUGCAUAAUAUUGAUUUGAUUGAUAUAUUCAGGACUUAUGUUUUGGUGUCAAAUUUUGUACAGAAUCAUUUGACAUAAAGAUUCUUAAUUAAUGUAGCUGAAAAACUCAGUUAUAUAUUUUGUCAGAGUUGAAGGAAUUUAUUGCAAGAAUUAUCAAGUCUGUAAUCAUUGUUUUAGUUUUCUGGGUA
This is a messenger RNA of Amaranthus tricolor (Joseph's coat), 2961 nucleotides long. Its product is annotated as elongation factor G-2, chloroplastic. Gene Ontology annotation, cellular component: chloroplast; mitochondrion. Gene Ontology annotation, molecular function: translation elongation factor activity; GTP binding; GTPase activity. Gene Ontology annotation, biological process: translational elongation; mitochondrial translation; ribosome disassembly. The transcript has 4 exons. Bases 380 to 2722 code for a protein of 780 amino acids. The record is from RefSeq and is a predicted model, not a curated record. NCBI's taxonomy places the organism in Eukaryota, Viridiplantae, Streptophyta, Magnoliopsida, Caryophyllales, Amaranthaceae.